Messenger RNA from Cylicocyclus nassatus, 421 nucleotides. NCBI's taxonomy places the organism in Eukaryota, Metazoa, Nematoda, Chromadorea, Rhabditida, Strongylidae. The record is from the annotation of a GenBank genome assembly.
AUGUCAAUGAGCAGCUCGUUCUCCCACAAAUUUUGCGAACAUAGGAUGGUGUUUCGAAUACUGCAAGGCCAAAGCACAGGAACAAUUGAGCUCCUUCUCGUUGUAUUGAUUCCAUCAUUAAACGCCUUUAUAGAUCUGAACAGCACGACGCAGCUCUUCAGAUAUAUUCUGUUGGCGCGAAUUUCUCUGCGGUGGAUCAAAUCAAUGAUCCUCAGUCGAAUUGUGUGUGGCAAUAAUAUAAACUGGGAGGAUGGUGGUUACAAAACUGUGCACCCUCUUCACUCAAUGGUGAUUACAAUUUUGCUGGAGCGGGCGGAUACGGAAUGUUCUGGACCAUAGGUAAUGACAUCACUCAUCCUGUCUCGACCAGAAUGAUGCUCAGACCUACGUCUUUUUCGUCUUGAACUGAUGAGUUUGCGUC